This is a messenger RNA of Tachyglossus aculeatus (Australian echidna), 1929 nucleotides long. It is a transcript of the gene LRIT1, whose product is annotated as leucine rich repeat, Ig-like and transmembrane domains 1. The transcript has 6 exons. Lineage: Eukaryota; Metazoa; Chordata; Mammalia; Monotremata; Tachyglossidae. The record is from RefSeq and is a predicted model, not a curated record. Bases 1 to 1929 code for a protein of 642 amino acids. Gene Ontology annotation, cellular component: endoplasmic reticulum membrane. Gene Ontology annotation, molecular function: protein binding.
AUGGACUCGACCUAUGACCCCAGCUGGGUCACCAUGUGGCUGACCAGAAGCCUGUUCUUCUGCUGCCUGGCUCUGGGGGGGCUGCCCAGGGUCCGCUGCUCAUGUCCGCUGCAGUGCAGCUGCACCUUCCGCAGCCUCAGCGAUGGGACCAAAGCCAGGAUGGUGCUGUGCAACGACCCCGAGUUGACCCUGACACCUGUAGCCAUUCCAUCUGACACCCAGAAGCUCCGCAUAGAGAAGACAUCCAUCCGGUGGGUCCCCGGAGAGGCCUUCCAUGGGCUCUCACACCUGGAAUACCUGUGGCUGCCCUACAACUCCCUGGCCAGCUUCAGCCCGGGGCUGCUACGGGGGUUGCAGCAGCUGCGGGAGCUGCGGCUGGGUGGGAACCACCUGGUCUCAUUCCCCUGGGAAGCGUUGGGCAGCACGCCACAGCUCAGCCUGCUGGACCUGCGUGGAAACCUCCUCUCCUCCGUGCCCGGGGAAGCCGCCCGCUUCGUCGGGAACCUCACUUACCUAGAUCUCUCUAGCAACAGGCUGAAAAACCUUCCCCAGGAGCUUAUUGCCACCUGGUCCAACCUCCAGGCUGCUCCACACUUCCCCGGCGACAACUCCAAGGUUAUUUUAGGUUUACAGGACAAUCCUUGGGCGUGUGACUGCAGCUUGUAUGAAAUGGUCCACUUCCUCAACUUCCAGCCUCCACAUUUGGCCUUCAUUGAGUCCAGACUGAAAUGCUUCACACCCUGGAGUCUGGCUGGCGUCGCUUUCAGCCAGGUGAAGCUGAAGAAAUGCCAAAGUCCCCAGGUGCACAUGUCUGUGGCCAAAAUGAAGACGGUCCUGGGGAGCCCUGUGUUUUUGCGCUGUGGAACCUCGGGGGUGCCCGUGCCGGAGCUCAGCUGGAGGAGGGUAGACGGGCGCCAUCUGAGUGGCACAGUGCACCAGGAAAUCUCCAGCGACGGCAUGAACUGGUCCGUUCUGGGCUUGCCAGUGGUGUCCUAUGGUGACUCCGGGGAAUAUGUCUGCCAAGCCAAAAAUGCCCUGGGGGCUGCGGAGGCCUUCAUCUCCCUCAUCAUCAUCAAUGCAGCGAGCCCACAGGGGCCGAGCAGAAGCCCUCAGCAGGGGCGGCUUGGUGGCUCAGACACACUGGAAGCGUCCUCCUUCAAGGACAAGUUGAUGGCAGGGUACAUCCUCGGGUCCCCCAGCCUGCCCACUCUGAUGGCCCCGCACUGGGCCCCCGGCCCUGGACCACCCCACAAAUGGGCCGGGGGAACCAGGGUGCCACCCCUGAGCCGACCCACCACUCAGCCGGAACUUGAGCACGUGGUAAGGUCCAUCAAGGUCAUCGGGGACACGUAUCACAGCGUGUCUCUGGCAUGGAAGCCCCUCCAGGCCAGGCCCACGGCCACCUUCAGUGUCCUCUAUGCCGUCUUCGGUGAGAGGGACAUGCGCCGCAUCAGCGUGGGGCCGGGUAAGACCAGGGUGACCAUCGAUGGUCUGACGCCCCAGACCAAGUACAUCGCCUGUGUCUGCCUGGAGGCACACGUGCCCAGGAAGGAGCAGUGUGUCAUCUUCUCCACAGACGAGGCCGCCAGCGCUGGGGGUACGCAGAAACUCAUCAACGUGGUGGUGGUCAGUGUGGCUUGUGUCAUUGCGGUGCCCCUGACCCUGGUGGUCUGCUGUGGGGCUCUGAAACGCCGCUGCAGAAAGCGCUUCAUGCAGGAGCCUGAGGGCCCUCAGGAUGCCUAUGGGACCUUUGAGACCCUGUCCCCUGGGGUACUCAGCCCUGGAGCCAGGGGAGGAGGAGGAGGAAAUGGAGGAGGAGGAGGCAGCUUCGACGAAGACAACAGACUGUUGUCGGCCCGGACCAGCGUGGACUCCCAGGCUGGACUCAAGGGGGUGGGGCUCUUUCUGCCCAAUGGCCACAUCUGCUGA